Didymodactylos carnosus is the source of this 1450-nucleotide messenger RNA. The record is from the annotation of a GenBank genome assembly. NCBI's taxonomy places the organism in Eukaryota, Metazoa, Rotifera, Eurotatoria, Philodinida, Philodinidae.
UUUGUCGUAAUAUUCCGCUUAUUCCCACAACUGAUGCAUCAGUGGAUAAGAUGAAUGGUACGGCUGGGUCGGGGUAUUGUAGAAAGAGUGGUUCAGUGGUUAAGAUUUGUUUGAAUCUAUCGAAGCCUUCUUGUUGUUCGUGGAACCAUUGAAAUUCGUGUUUGGUUUUCUUUGUCUUAUUGGUGACUUUAUGAAUUGGGGCAGCAAUUUCUGCAAAACGUGGAAUAAAUUUCCUAUACCAAUUCAAUUUGCCAAUGAAUUCAUUCGCUUCUUUCAAGGUUUUCGGAGGUGGUAGUUCAGCAAUUGCGCGAAUUUUGUCGGAUGAAGGUUUUAUUUCAUCUUGUGUGAUGAGGUGGCUUAAAUAUUCUAUUUGCUGAACAGCGAUUUGACACUUGUCUCGGUUGAAAGUUGGCUUUCGUUAAAAGAGAUAAUACUUCACUUAGAUGACGUUUAUGGUCAGUGAAGUUCUUGGAAAAUAUUAAAAUAUCAUCAAGAUAGACAACGACAUAGUCCCAACGUCCAUUGCCGAUCAAAUUAUGUAGCACGCAUCCUACACCAGCAAUUAUCAAUAUUCCUCCACAAUCUGCUAUCAGAUCUGGUGAUCAUCCACCUAUAUAUUCAAAACAAUAUCCUGCUUCUGACACAGAUCAACAACUUAAAUUACAAGAGACACAAAAGCUAUUAGAACGCGGUCAACUUCUCCUUGGUCAUCACCUAUUGUACUGGUCAAGAAGAAAGACAAAACUAUGCGUUUUUGAAUUGAUUACCAUCGUCUGAAUGCUAUUACAACAAAAGAUGCAUUUCUUUACUUUAUACAAAAACGCUAUCAUCGGACAAAUUACUCACACACCACACAACGCUCGGAGUUUCUCAGUUAAUUUCCCUUCACAAGCAUUGCAACAACACAUAGCGUCUCUAAACUCCAUAUAUAGGUGGAUAAUCACCAGUUCUGAUAGCAGAUUGUGGAGGAAUAUUGAUAAUUGCUGGUGUAGGAUGUCCUACACCAGCAAUUAUCAAUAUUCCUCCACAAUCUGCUAUCAGAACUGGUGAUCAUCCACCUAUAUAUUCAAAACAAUAUCCUGCUUCUGACACAGAUCAACAACUUAAAUUACAAGAGACACAAAAGCUAUUAGAACGCGGUCAACUUCUCCUUGCUCGCCUUAAUGAAAUUUGUCGGGUAUUGAAGGAUGCUCGUUUUCGUCUCAAUCCAAAAAAAUGUGAAAUUGCUCGAACACAAACAGAUUAUCUUGGACGUCAUAUUCAAAAUGGUGAAAUUCAUCCAAGUCCGCAUAAUAUACAUGGCCUAUUAAAUACAAAAUUACCACAAACUGCAGCUGAAGCUUGUAAAUUCGUUAAAGCAGCUGAAUAUUAUAGAAAAUGUAUACCCAAUUUUUCCCACAUUGCUGAACCACUUAGAAAUUUUGUACCAACUACCCGAACUCAACAAUGA